GAGAGCGAACGAGCCAGCGGGAGAGCGAACGAGCGAGUGAGAGAGCACCCGGCCAGGAGCUGUCCCCGUCCCUGUCCCCACCCCCCAGAGCUAUCAAAGCUGCUGGCCCUCUGCUGCCUACGCGCAGCUGGCCCUUCAGAAGAGAGGAAGGAGAGGCAGGAACGUGAGCAGCGAGUCUAUGCUCCCUUAUUACACAGCAGCCAGUGGGUGCGCUGUGGGCAUGUUCAACACAUCCAUGCGGGAGCUGCAGAAGCACUUGUACAAAGGGGAAUACUAUGCCUUCAAGUACGCCCCCAUGUUCGAGAGCAACUUCAUCCAGAUCAGCAAGAGAGGGGAAAUGAUUGGCAUACAUAACCAGGCAUGCAUGGUGACCGUGGGCAUUGCAUCCACCAGCCCGAUUAUGCCUUUGCCCAAUGUCAUGCUGUUAGCCCGGCGCGUGGCAUAUGUUGAGGAUCAGCCCCGUCCAGAGGCCAGCUCCAGGAGCAAGAUGCAGCACCCCCACUCUUCAAAGACCCUGGAGUUCACCAGGCUACUCCCCCUGGAGUUUGUGAAGAUUUCUGUCCACGACUGUAAGAAGCAGCAGCUUCGGCUGAAACUGGCCAGCGGGAGAUCGUUCUACUUGCAGCUCUGCCCACCCUCCAAUGCCAUGGAAGACAUCUUCUCCUACUGGGAGAAGCUCAUCUACCUCCUUCGGCCACCUGCCGAGGGCUACGGCAGCACCCAUGCCAUCCCUGUUGGGGAUGGGGUCGAGGUGCCUGUUUUCAUAGCCAAAGAGAAAUUUCCUAUGAGUCGAGCCACAGAAGGACCCAAUUUGGGCCUGCAUGCCUCUGAGGGCCUCAUCACUCUGCUAUAUUCUCUAAUCACCUAUGCUAGAAAAUGGGGGUGAGGGGGAAAUGAUGAAUGAUUUGAUGAAGUGUUCUAGGCCCAACCCUUUCAGCAAUGACAGGCCUCUGCCCUAGGGUCCACAGGCUAGAAGGAAGGAGGCCUUGAUUGCCAACCCCAAUCCUGGCUAGGAAAAUGGGGGAGGGUUGGGAAAGAUGUGCCUUCUUUUAGGAAUCAGUCCCCCCACCCCACCCUAUGCACGGUCACAACACACCAGAACAGACACACGUGUUCCAUGUCCUGGAAUUCCCUGGGGCUUCCUCAGUUUCCUUCUCCAAUCUAAUGGGGUAGGAGGAUGGCUCCUGACCCUAGGAUGUUUAUGACCUGACCUUGCCCCGGGCCUGCCUUUUACGAUCUUUCCUCUUCUGCCCCUCGCACUAUGGGCCCCAGUCCCAGGAGCCUAUUCUGCACAGCAAAGGGGAGCAGGAUAAAGUAAGUAUCAAGAGUCUUCAUGUGUUGUCUGACAUUCCUGGCCAGGACAAGAUGGCAGUAAAGCCGGAAAUAAUCAUGGCGGCUGCAGCCGGGAAGGGCUUCCCUAGCCCAGGAGGCAUAGAGAAGGACCUGCUG
Molecule: messenger RNA, 1449 nt
Organism: Vombatus ursinus (common wombat)
Lineage: Eukaryota; Metazoa; Chordata; Mammalia; Diprotodontia; Vombatidae
Product: protein FAM71C-like
Exons: 5
Coding region: 179-886 (235 amino acids)
Cellular component (GO): nucleus
Source: RefSeq, a predicted model, not a curated record